Molecule: messenger RNA, 828 nt
Organism: Uncinocarpus reesii 1704
Lineage: Eukaryota; Fungi; Ascomycota; Eurotiomycetes; Onygenales; Onygenaceae
Exons: 3
Coding region: 1-828 (275 amino acids)
Source: RefSeq, a predicted model, not a curated record
AUGGCAACCGGACAGCAUCCUGGAUAUGAUCCUUAUGCAUUCGACGGCAUCCAACAGUCCAUUGAUGUCAUUUGGGAGAAGCAAAUCAAAAUCGUCCUAAACGCUGGCGCUCUCAACCCGAGAGGUUUGGCGAAAGAAGUAGCAAAUUUGGUCCGAUCUCGAGGAUAUAACCUGAAGAUAGCUUAUGUUUCAGGGGACAAUCUACUGGAGGAAGUGCGAAAGAGCCUGGAGACAACGGGACAGUUGCCUGCCCAUCUCGACUCUAGUAAUGACCAAGUUCAGCUGCAGGCCCAUUCGACAGACCUGUUAGAUACACAUAAAAAACCAGUGGUCUCCGCAAAUGCAUAUUUGGGGGCCAGAGCUAUCGUAAAGGGGUUAGAACAGGGAGCGGAUAUUAUCAUCUGCGGACGAGUAGCAGAUGCCUCGCCUGUGAUUGGAGCCGCGUGGUACUGGCACAGCUGGAAUGCCACUGACUAUGAUGCAUUAGCUGGCGCACUUGUGGCAGGCCACUUGAUUGAAUGCUCCGCAUAUGUUACCGGAUCAAAUUUCUCAGGGUUUACUGAGUUCAAUACCGACCUUUUCCUUGAUCUGCCGUUCGGAAUUGCUGAAGUUGCGCAUGAUGGGACAACAGUGGUCACAAAACAUGAAAACACCAAAGGCCUUGUCAAUGCCGAGGUGGUCAAAUGCCAGUUCUUAUAUGAAUUGCAAGGAGAUAUCUAUUUGAAUAGCGACGUGAAGGCAUACACGCAAAACAUAAGUAUUGAGGAUAUUGGCGAAAAUAGGUAUGCUGAAUUUCCAAAGAUGCUUAGGUUGGCUGCUUUCAUCUGA